Messenger RNA from Arabidopsis arenosa, 448 nucleotides. The record is from the annotation of a GenBank genome assembly. Lineage: Eukaryota; Viridiplantae; Streptophyta; Magnoliopsida; Brassicales; Brassicaceae.
GCACGGAAGUGACUCUAAAACGUAUGACAAUGAAGGAAGGUAAGUAUACACCGGCGAAUCUUGAGUUAAUGUUUAGCAAAUACGCGAGGACCGUGCCAGAUAAGUUGAGUCUUGGAGAACUAUGGGACAUGACCGAAGGAAACCGCGAUGCCUUUGACUUUUUUGGAUGGUUAGCGAGCAAGGUGGAAUGGGGAGUAUUGUAUGCAUUAGCGAGUGACGAAGAAGGAUUCUUGUCUAAAGAAGCCAUAAGGCGGUGCUUUGAUGGAAGCUUGUUCGAGUAUUGUGCAAAGAACUACGCUGAGAUCAAGGAGUACAAGACGUACUACUGAUCAUCAUUCGUUGAUGAAUGUGAUGAUGAAGAUGAUGAUAUGUAGAUGUUAGUUCUUUUUAUUCGAAGCAACACGCUCGUAGACUUGUGAAGACACUUGAAUUAAUUCAGUAGUAGUUA